GUUAGUUGAAAUUUGAAUACUGCGCAGGAAACUAUUCCACCCUCCACUAUUAAUGUUAUUUUCAGUAACAAGGACAACAAUUUUCAGUAUUAGCUAUAUAUAUAAGUUCUGAAUCAUGAAAUUGUACGUUAUUAGGCAUAGAAAGAAAAUUGAAGAUGGAUAUGAAUAGUAUGAAAAUAGCAGUUAUUCAUGUUGUCCUUGUUGUGUUUGCAAGUGGGUAUGGAGAAGGAGAAGCACAAGAAACAGCAACAACAACAACAUUAGUGCCAGCAGUGAUAACAUUUGGAGAUUCAGUGGUGGAUGUUGGAAAUAAUGUGAAUCUCAACACUCUCUUCAAGGCUGAUUACUUUCCUUAUGGCAAAGAUUUUGGUAACCACAAACCCAAUGGCAGGUUUUGUAAUGGCAAACUAGCUACUGAUGUUACUGCUGAAACACUGGGAUUUAAGAAUUCUGCACAUCCAUACCUUAGUCCACGAGCAUCAGGGAAGAAUCUCCUUAGAGGAGUUAACUUUGCUUCAGCUGCUUCUGGUUAUGAUGACAACACUGCUAUUUUGCAUCAUGCUAUCCCUUUGUCACAACAAUUAAAUUAUUACAAGGAAUACCAAAGGAAACUGGCACGUGUAGUUGGAAGUAACAGAUCAGCAUCAAUUAUCAAUGAAGCUUUGUACAUAUUGGCUACUGGAAGUGGUGAUUUUGUUCAUAACUAUUAUAUCAAUCCUAAGUUCAACAAAACCACCUUCACUCCUGAUAAAUACUCCUCCUACCUUGUUGCUGCAUUUGAAACCUUCAUUAAGGAUUUGUAUGGAUUAGGAGCGAGGAGAAUUGGAGUGGUUUCACUCCCACCAUUGGGUUGUCUACCUGCUACAAGAACUUUAUUUAGUUCCCAUGAUCACAAUAUUAAUGGCGGAUGUGUCUCAAGCAUCAACCAUGAUGCUCAAACAUUCAACAACAAACUCAACUCAUCUGCGUUAUAUCUUCAAAAACAACUUCCUGGUCUUAAGCUUGUUGUCUUUGAUAUUUUCAAGCCUCUCUAUGACCUUGUUCAGUCUCCAUCAAAAUUUGGUUUUGUGGAGGCAAGAAAAGGUUGCUGUGGUACAGGGAGUGAAAGAAUAAGAGUUUUCUUGUGCAAUCCAAAAUCAUCAAGAACUUGCUCUAAUGCAACUCAGUAUGUGUUUUGGGAUGGUGUUCAUCCUUCAGAAGCUGCUAACAAAGUUUUAGCUGAUUCAAUGCUUCUUCAAGGCAUAUCUCUUGUCACAUAACUAAGGGCAAAUUAAAUUCAACAACCUAAGCUAGGAAGUGCAUUCUAUUAUCUCUAUCAUCUAUAUUAUUAAAUGCUUUAUUGUUGCACUACUAGAUGUAUCUAUGUAUUUAUGUGAUGCAAAACUAGUGUAUGUGUUGGGAGUUUGGAGAAAUUUAAUUAUAUGUACUAUAUAUUCUAAGUAUGGAAUCUUGAUUUCGGGUUAUGUUAGUGAAACCAUUUAUUUACUUUAUUAUGUAUUUCCUUAGUAAUAUAUAUUUUGUAAUUAAUAUAUCUUUAUAUUUAA
Messenger RNA from Arachis stenosperma, 1544 nucleotides. Its product is annotated as GDSL esterase/lipase APG-like. The record is from RefSeq and is a predicted model, not a curated record. NCBI's taxonomy places the organism in Eukaryota, Viridiplantae, Streptophyta, Magnoliopsida, Fabales, Fabaceae. Gene Ontology annotation, molecular function: hydrolase activity, acting on ester bonds. Gene Ontology annotation, cellular component: apoplast. The transcript has 5 exons. The coding region runs from base 156 to 1259 and encodes 367 amino acids.